Molecule: messenger RNA, 908 nt
Organism: Bipolaris sorokiniana ND90Pr
Lineage: Eukaryota; Fungi; Ascomycota; Dothideomycetes; Pleosporales; Pleosporaceae
Exons: 1
Coding region: 413-886 (157 amino acids)
Source: RefSeq, a predicted model, not a curated record
GGUACUACUAGAAAUGGAUAUCCGGGAGAGAAUGGCUCGUUCUGAAUUUACUGUGUGGAUAGGGCUUCGUGUUGUUACAUGUGUAAAUAGCUAAACCGAAGAGAUGCUCGUGCCCGGUUUUACGUGAGGGAAAGAUAUGUCAGACAUUAGUUUGUCGUUAAUCGCCAUUGCAAUUGUGGGAAUAUACAUAUCUAGUCGACAAAGUGACCAGUCAUUGUAGAUACAAACAUGGCACUGACUCGAGAUGUAGCGAGACUGCAUGAUGUUCGUGGCCACUGCGUAUACGCACUCUCUCGUACUGCCAUGCACUGUAACUGCCUUUUAGCAUAGACACAGCCAUGUAUACACGGAGCUAUGGAAAUUCCUCAAGCUUACCAAACUCCAUACACACUGACCCAUUGCAGAUUUGAGAAUGUGGUAUAGCAUCGUACCUAAGAGGGUAUCACCAAGUAGUCCUUCACACUGCUCCACCCAUAUGUAUAGAACCACUCCAGUUACUCACGACAAAGAAAGCAAGACGAAUUCGUAUCCUAUGCAAACUCAUCACUCUCAUGCUGCAUCAAGAAAAACUUACAAGCAAAAUCUUUUCAUCUCCCCUUCUACCCCUUCCCCACACACCCAAUGUCACCUACACCUUUCUCCCCCCCCCACCACUAACCUUUCUCACCACGUACUACAUAUACCCACAGCCCCCCAUAUCCGAUCCGACACUUCCAACUUUUUUUUAGAAAGAAGGAAAGAAAGAAAUCACGAUAUUUUUUGUAUCGGGCAUCAAUUGGGGCGAGGUUCCGUCGCGCCCCCCCCCCCGGCUCUUUUUUUCGUGUCCCCCCGCCCCCGCAAAAUCACCGAGAAAGAUACGUUUUUUUGUGUGGAGGUUUUGGUGUGAGUGGGUUUGCACUGGGAAGAUA